GUCAAAGAUGGAGGAUAUUGAGAAUGUUUGGAGGAUGGUGAAUGAUUCCCCUGAUAUUCCCUGAACCUGUCUGUGAAAGCCGCGCUUGGAUCAAGCAACGAUACAUUCUACAACAUUACCUCUGUUGUUCUGAGACGACAACUUAGUGAUUCAUCAUGCCAGGACUGGAAGAAUCGCUGUUCUCAUUGGAGUUAGUUGUAGAAAAGUUGUAUGUUCCUCAUGUAACAUGUCGGUUUCCCGCUAUUGCAUUCCGAUUGCUUGACUUUCCAACGAUUUUAAUCAGCCACGUAGAGCCAGACUUAGCUAAUACAAUCAAAGCUAAGAUAACGCGAGAUCCUUAUUACCAAUUACCAGAUCAGUUUGCUGAAUUAAAAGACAAGCACGGAAAUUUUAUGGUGAAAAAGGGAAAAUCAUGUCUGUUCAAGAUUCCCGUUGAGUGUCUGAGGAUGCAUUUGACUAACACACCACUUUAUGUCAUGGUGAUUGAUACAUUCUCAGACACACCAAAGUUAAUGGGGAAUAGUGCAGUACCCCUGAAUGCCCUGAUGGAUGAUAUAUCGGUGGAUAUUGCAAAACUAGGCACUACUGUACCUUCAGUUCAUGGCGACAAAGGUCUCUUUAAAGUGUACAGCUUGAUGGGGAAAGAAAUUGGAUACUUUGUCCUGGGAUUCAGGUUGCUUUGCUUAGGACCUGGGUUAAUUCCACAUUUACCAGAAGCUGCUUUGUCAAGUCGUGUAAUAAAACAAACAGUGAAAGAAAAUGAAACAGUGGAAGAAGCAAUACAUCCGAGUCGGAUACAUCAAGUUACUACUCACCAUGAAGCACAACAUUUGAAUGAAACUCGAGACAUGGGAUCUAUGACAGAUGUUGAAAAACAAGAUGCUGUUCUUCAGACCAUGGAGUUUAAUGACAAAGCAGUGCAUGUGGCAAUUUCAUGUCCAGAUGAUAAUUCACAGAAACAGAAGUGUUUGACAGCAUCUACACAAACAGAAAAGCAUAAAAAGGUGAAGCAAGUCUUAAAUGAAAAGCAAAGCUUCAUAGAACAUGUGGAAGAAAAAGAUGAUGAUGAUGGAAUUUUCAUCAAUAACAUUGUAUGUCCACCACCAAUGUUUUACAAUAGUGAAUGUGACCCAAAAAUCAAAAUGCACAAACUCCUGCACUAUGAUACUAUAUCUGAGGAUGACCUUACCAUUGAAGAUCUGGAAAGUGUAGAUGAUAAGAGGAAUACUAAGGCAACAUUGAAAGAGAAGAAGGGACAAGACCAGAAUAAGAUGACUAGUCACAGACCAUCUGAAAUGCAGACUGCAAAAGUACCAAGAGCUAGUGAUGUUACAACUUCAAGUUCAGACAUGUUCCCAAUUCUAACAGCUCUUCUGAAUGAGCUCACUGGAAUUAGGAACUCACAUUUAUUGGAAGCUGUUGUAAAAGUUACACAGGGAAAGCAGCGUGGUCAACAAAUCCCUACAGCUGAUAAGAAACCACCAGUACCAAGGUCUACAAGCAAACGACUUGAAGAAUUAAGUCAACCUAGACAACCUUUUCAUAAGGCAGGUCAACUGAUAAAUGAAGCCAUGGUACAAUCCAAAAUAGAAGAUGAACUGACAGCUGGAAGAAGACCCUAUAGACAGUGUGCUGAGCCACAGUCUCCCAUUCCAAAGAACAAGGGGUGGUUGAGACAGCUACCCGAGCAAGGUGUAAAGAAGAGUCCUCUUAAGUUUGGUUUGACCCAUACACAGAGACUCAGACUGGCUAAAACAAACCCAGGAUGGCUAAAAACUGUAGAGAGGGAAGAAGCUGAGAUGAAGAAGAAGAAAGAAAAGGUAGCAGCUGCUACCAAAGCAGAUUCAGAUGCUGAACUGAAUGUUACUAAUUUUUCUGAUACUCUUACUGAAGUCAGGCGCUUGGCUGAGAAGGAACUUGAAGGGGAUGAGACCCUAGACACAACUGCACUCCAGAGUGACCUAAGUCAAGAUGACUCAAGAAUAGCUACAGAGACAAGGAGGAAUCCUGGCAGUGCAGAGAGGGGCAAAAAGUGGUUAAAUAGAUAUGGAAAGCGUUCACCUUCACCUAAACACAGGAGCAUGUCUCCCAAAUACCAUUCAAAUUUUACGAAGAAAAAGUCAAAGGGACACGUGGAGCCAGAUAGGGAAGAUGAUGGUAAGAAAAAAAUCAGGAAGCCAAGUAUGAGACAUGCGAUGUCAACUGAGACUGAUGAAAACAGUCAAAAGAGUGAUCAACAGAGUCAAAGGAGUAUAGAAGUACAUUUGCCCAGUGCUCACAUGGAUGAUGAUGGUGACAGUGACAGGACACUUGAUGAUAGAGACACUAUUCCUAAUGACCAACUGGAGAGUAAAAAUAGGAGAUUCCCUGGAUUUGGCAAGGGCAAUGAAUCUUUCCCUGAAUCAAUUGAUGGUCAACCAAAUAAAUCUUUGAGUGAAACGAGAGAUGAUGAUCAACCACUGGAAUCAACAAGGCUGUCCACAAAUGUACCAAGGUUGAAAGAUUCCUCUGACUAUGACACUCAUCAAUUUAUGUCAACUGAGGAGCCAGAAUUACAAGGUUUGAUGAGUGAUGAAGAUGACAGAUCAGACAUAAUGGACAGUGGCAGGCAUGGGCGCCUCUCUGGAGCUGUCGUCUCUGCAAGCAUGGCAUCAGUGCACAAUUUUCCAGUAAUGAAUCCUGUUGCCUCAGAGCAAUCCCCUGUGCCUGCCACUAGACGUUCAACAGUUAAGUUAGACAUGGGCCCAAGUCAAGAACUUACGCCGAGGGAAGGUACUCCUCAGUCUCAAGGUAGCUCAAAACGUCCAACACCGCGACCCCGGCGACCAGCCAGAUUAGGUAGAGAAUCAGUGCACACAGACUCGGUGAGUUCCUACCAGCCGUCAGAUCCAGAUAAUGCUCUGAUUUCCCUCAGCAGUGAUGCAAACUACUCUGAUGACUUUCAUCCAGUUGGCAGUGAGCUUGACGAUAGUCUCACAGAUAUUUCUUCUCCAGACAUUCUGCUGCCUAGAUAUAUUCCAUCCACAAAACUUGGAUACACUAUAGCAUAAGCAGGAUCAUGUUUUUAUUGGAAUAUUGAGUAGACUUCAAAAUUAGGAGGGGGCACAGGUGACCCAGUUUCCUAAGGAGCCACAUUACUCUGUGCAGAGUUCUGUUCUUUGUGCACACCAGAGACCUAUGAUUGGCUUGAAUCACAGUUCAACCGGAUUAUGUUUCCAAGUUUGUCAGAGUGGUAAACAUCUGAGACCUGCAUCACUUCGAGCUUUCCUUCCAAAUUAAGCUGAAAUGCAGUGAUAUGACUUGAAUACUGUUCAAAGCAGCAUCAAACCCAACUCACUCACUCUAAAUUAAGGGGGGGUCCUUGAAAUCUUCUCCAAUGACAUUUGAAUCUAGCAGCCCUCUAAAUCUUUAACUUUUACUAUUUAUGGCAUGACUAGGGAUAUGGAUUUCAUGCUCAAUUUCAAACACUGUUGACAUGGUUGAAGCCGAAGUUGAAUAGUCAUCAGUACACUUAGUCAUGGUUUUAGGUGUUACAAUGUUUGUGAAUAUUUGUUAGCAUGUUUGUUUGUCAUGUGUCGCCCAUUCACUGGACCAAUCAAAAUGAAAGUUCACAUACUUAUAGACACACCAAUUUGUUUAAGAAUUGGCAUAUUGAAAAACCUCAUCGUGGCUAUUUCUCAACAGUUUAUGGUUCAAAAUGUUAUGGAAUGUGGCACGUGUGUAGUACAAUGUUAUAAGUAGUUGAGCUCAACAUAAUGUUCCUUUUUGGCAAUAUUUUAAUAUUUGACCUUUGCAAUUCAACAUUACUGAAAGCAGAAACAUCUUAUCGAUAUUAAUCAGACAUUUUAUUUCAGGAACUUGUGAAGUUUGACAGAUCUGUCAUAAGUAGUGGGGCUCUCCUGAUGUUCUUGUUCUUGAAAGUUUGUACAUGUGUAGUUCAUAGUGGGGUCCAACAUAUAUGUUUAGUUUUGUUUAUGGUAUGUUUAAUUUUGACCUUCGAUUGAUCUUUGCAAUUUGACCAUGUUACUAAAUUCAAUCAAACCUCACUCUGUGAACAGCAUCUCCUCAGAAACAACAGUACCAGUGAAGUUGAAACUGCACAUGCUUGUUCCCACCUCUGAUAACACCUGAAUUUCUUCAAGAGGUUUGAAUCUGAUUGUCAGUCUCAGCCAUUUCUGCUCAAAAUGUAACGUAAUGCUUUUACAUUAUCUCAAAAUACAGGGUUUUUUCUCUGUAAACAUUUUCUGCAGGGUCCAGACUUGGGAAGCUAAAUUUUGGCAUGUAUUGCUCUCCUUAUGAUGACAUCAUAUUAUAUUCAAAUCAUUAGCAGUGAUUAGGAUUUGACUUCUUUUACUGAAACAUACAACUAAAAAAAUACAAUUACAAAUUUUUUCUCCUUAGGUUUGUAAUAAGGCUUGAGUUGAAAUUUUGUGUAAACAUGUUCAAUUUUACUGUUGAGUAUUGCAACACUGUUCUACAAUAGUACAUUCAUUCUUGCAGAUUUGGAAACAUUGUGGAUAGUUACUUGUAGAAAAUAUUUGAUUAGCAAUGCUGACAUUAGUUACUACUUUUUGUAAGGGGCUGUUUUUGUUGACAUUUGAGAUUGUUCACUACAUAUCCAAGUGGGCUGCAUUGCUCGGGCACUAUUUUAUAUGUUUGAAUUUGUCCUGUCGCAUCUGACAUCAUGUCUUUAUUCAUGCUUCAUAGCUUUACUUUUGUUGAUCAUGUUGAUGUAUUAAAUAAUAUACUGAUGAAAACUUUAUAACAGUGAUAACAUGAUCAUGAGUAUAAGGACACCCUCCCCCCAAUACCCACUUGAAAGCCUGAUAUUCCACUAUAGUCUGGAAGGUAAUUUAAGGUACCAACGUUUACUACAAUAUCUGAAAGACUAUCGGACCUACUCCAGUCAAAGUUGGUAUGAGAUUAUUAAACAGUCAUACACAACUGGAUAUUACAUU
Messenger RNA from Haliotis rufescens (red abalone), 4958 nucleotides. RefSeq names its product microtubule-associated protein 10-like. Lineage: Eukaryota; Metazoa; Mollusca; Gastropoda; Lepetellida; Haliotidae. The record is from RefSeq and is a predicted model, not a curated record. Gene Ontology annotation, molecular function: microtubule binding. Gene Ontology annotation, biological process: cytoplasmic microtubule organization; positive regulation of cytokinesis; mitotic spindle midzone assembly. The coding region runs from base 156 to 3050 and encodes 964 amino acids. The transcript has a single exon. Gene Ontology annotation, cellular component: cytoplasmic microtubule; mitotic spindle midzone; midbody.